This is a messenger RNA of Anguilla anguilla (European eel), 2069 nucleotides long. Its product is annotated as GTPase IMAP family member 4-like. Bases 500 to 2056 code for a protein of 518 amino acids. The transcript is spliced from 3 exons. The record is from RefSeq and is a predicted model, not a curated record. Gene Ontology annotation, molecular function: GTP binding. NCBI's taxonomy places the organism in Eukaryota, Metazoa, Chordata, Actinopteri, Anguilliformes, Anguillidae.
AACUGGGCUUGUAACCGAAAAGCGAGUUUGUGUCCAAUCUCCAGUGAUAUCUUUGUAUUGCUGUUCAAGGUAUAGGCUACUUAAUCGGAUUUGCAUCAGUACAGUUGUCAGUGAAAACUAUGCAACACGACUUAACCUCUGUAAGCCAUUCUGGAUAAGCGUGUGCUAAAUGUAUUGCUCAAUAUAACUCUUUUGAUAGAAAUAUGUGGUGAAAUCGCACAGUAACCUAGCAGUGAAGUUGUACAUUGUAAAUGUGCUUGUAGGUGUACUUUCAUGGCCUCAAAACAAAAUUGCUUUAGUGGGUUGGUUAGCUUUUUUAUUCCUUUAUAUAGCAAUGGAGGUGAAAUGUAUGUCUUAUCUGUAAGAUACCUUGAACUAGCAAAGUGGGAGGAGAGAAAUCACAGUGAGGAAACAACACUGCACGGCCGACCAUCCAUUUUCCCAUUUUGUGAAACGAGGAAGCAUGUUUGAUACUUCUUGAGAAAUAACUGGAAAGAAAAUGGAAAUCAAUGAAACUGAGGGAACAGAACCUGGCAGCCCCUCAGAGGUGAACAUUGUCUUACUGGGCAGGACAGGUGCUGGGAAAAGUGCUUCUGGAAACACCAUCCUGGGAGAAAAGAAGUUUGAGUCGAAAUUUGGCGCCAAGUCCAAGACAAGAGAAUGUAAGGAGGCGACAGCGGUUGUUUCAGGAAGACGGGUGACGGUGCUGGAUACGCCAGGACUGUAUGACACAACGCAUGGCAUGGAGAGAAUUGAAGAUGAAAUACAAAAAGUGAAAGCAUUUUCGCGCCGAGGUCGAUGUAUAUUUCUCCUGGUGAUUGAGCUGGGUCGAUUCACAGAGGAAGAGGAGAAAUCCAUAGAGAAAAUCCACGAGUUCUUUGCUCAUGAACCCUUAAGUAAAUUCAUGGUCCUUUUCACCAAUGGGGAUAGGUUAGAGGGAACUAUUGAGGAGUUCCUUGAAGAAGCAGAUGAUGGUCUUAAAGAGCUAAUGGACCAGUUUGGCUGGAGAUAUCAUGUCUUCAACAACAAAUCCAACCCUGAUGACACACAAGUUGUGGAGCUCUUGGAUAAAAUUGACCGCAUGUUGAUGCAAAGAGAACAUGGAAAUUUUGAGGAAAUUCUUGAAGAUCUUAGCAACCCAGAUGCUAUUGUUGACGAUAUUUUACAGGACACGGAUAUUUCCCAACUUCUCGAAGGGGAAGACGAGGAGACAGCGCAGGAACCGCGGAGGCUCGUUCUUCUUGGGAAGGCAGGAACUGGGAAGAGCAGCACAGGAAACACAAUCCUGGGCAGAGAUGGGUUUGAAUCACAGGGUGGGCUAUCUUCAGUUACACGCCAGUGUGAGAGACUAGAGGGGGUGGCGUGUGGGAGAAAAGUUGAGGUGGUGGACACGCCGGGCUUUUUCGGAACUUCAGGUUCGGAAGAGGAAAUCACAAAGGAAGUUGUGAAAAGCGUUUGUCUGUCUGCACCUGGACCUCAUGCGUUUAUUUUAGUCAUUUCUUUAAAGGAGCGGCUCACAAAAGAGGCAAAGGACACCAUUAUGGAGCUUCACAGGAGAUUUGGUGAUGAUUUUAAAAAAUACACCAUUAUACUGUUCAGCCAUUUGGAUGCAUUUGGCCAGAAUAAGACAGUUGAAGAUGUGAUUCGUGAGAUUAACUCUGACUCAGAACUCCGUGAACUCUUCUCUCCCUUUGAGAACAGGAUUCACGCUUUUGAUAAUAAUAAUAGGAACAAUCGUGGUCAGGUUGAAAAACUGCUCGAGAAGAUCGAUGGCAUGGUAACGCAGAACGGGGGAGACUGUUACACAGAUGAGAUGUACAGAAAGGCAAACGAGACUAUCGGACAAAAGGUGGCUAGACUUUUCAGAGCGUGUAAAGAGGCGAUUUGUAGAAAAAUACAGGCACUGUCUGAGGAAAUCAGGACUAAACUGACCUGGGACAGAAUAGAAUCAUUCUUCAUGAAAGCUCUUAGGAAAAAGUUUACAAAUUCCGAGAAAUGCCAUGAAGGUUGUUAUAAAAUGGGAAAGAUGCAGAUGAGUGUGCAAAUUUCAUGUUAGGCAGAAUAGUAUA